This is a messenger RNA of Drosophila elegans, 3091 nucleotides long. RefSeq names its product DNA-binding protein K10 (gene fs(1)K10). The record is from RefSeq and is a predicted model, not a curated record. Bases 150 to 1523 code for a protein of 457 amino acids. Lineage: Eukaryota; Metazoa; Arthropoda; Insecta; Diptera; Drosophilidae. The transcript has 2 exons.
UUGUUAUCGUAGUUUUCCUAAUAUCACUUUUUUUUAUCAGAAAGUAAGUGUGAAUUAUUUGUUGUUUAGCCGCUCUUCGUGUGUCGUUCCCAUCUCUUCGUCAAUCCUUGAAGUCCUUGAUCCCCUCCAGUCAGUUGGCGCUGCUCGCGAUGGUGUCCAAGAACCAAUUCCAGCAGAACCGGCCCAUGCAGCCGCAGCAGUACCCACAGCCGCAGCAGCAGCAGCCGCAGCAACAGCAGUACCAGCAGUACCAGCAACAGCAGAUGCAGCAGCGCAACAAUCAGAACAACAACAUGAACAAUAAUAUUAACAGCAACAAUGCCCGAGCAGCUGCAGCUCCGUAUAGGAAGCCCUUCCGUCCGGGCAACAACAAUGGCUCCGGACCCGGCGGAAAUGGUAAUGGUAAUGGCAAUGGCAAUGGGAAUGGUGAUGGAAAUGGAAAUGGGAACAACCAGAUGAUGUUCUCCUCCAGCCAAAUGCCCAGCGAUCCUCUGUACAUCGACUUUAACAGUCCCACUCCGGGUAACCAUCAGAAUCAAGGCGAUGGUCUCAAGAAGAAGCCUCUAAAGGGCAUCAAGCAGCAGCAGCACACCAAUGCCAGCCAGCAGCAGCUGGGUAGGAUGAACAACAACCAGAACAACAAGCAGAUGAACCAGCAGCUGCAGCAGCAGCCCUACAACAACCAUAUGAACGGAGGCGACUGGCAACGCUUUCCAGGCCAUAACAAUCCCAACCAGAAUCGCGGCGGCGGUUUCAAUGGGUUCCAGCGCGGACCGCCACCGAAUCGUCCGCCUGGACGCCACAUGAUGGGUCCGCCCAUGGGCCCCAUGGGUCCCGGACCAGGACCCCGUGGCCCCGGCCCAAUGGGCCCGUACCCGCAGAUGCCUUUCCAGCCGCCGAUGCAUGGAAUGCGUGGACCACAUCCCAUGGGCGGACCACCAAUGGGUGGACCACCGCUGCCGCCACCGCCGCACUUUAUGCGUCGCAAUGGGCCUGGUCCCGGUCCGGGUCCCAUGAUGGGUGGACCACCGCCGCCACCCAUGCACCACAUGCACAUGGGUCCAAGGAUGCCACCGCGCGGCAUGCCGCCGGGUCCAGGACCCUUCCUCGGCGGCGGACCGAUGAACAUGAACGGCGGGCGGAUCACGAAGCCCAAUCCCAAGCUCAUCAAGCAGGCGCUCAAGGGCAAGAGCAGCAUCAAGACGCUGAAGAACCUGAUCAACCAGUACCCCAUCGACAAGCCCUGGGUCACGGACGAGAUACGCGACGAGCACGCCAAGAAGGUGGACAUCGAGAACCGGCUGAAGGGUCACAAGGACGAUGAGCUCUUUGCCCAGUACAAGGGGCAGCGGGACAAGUUCGUGGGCCUCUACGAGGCGGCACGGGAGGAGUAUCUCAAGCAGGAGGCUGCCAGCGUCAAGGCCAAGGAUGCCAAGUCAGACAAAGACAAAAACGAAAAUUCAAAUCAGAGCGCCGCCCCUAAGGCCGGAAGCGCUAAAGAUGCAACAAUUCCAAAUCCCUAGGCAGCCAAUGCAACCGAAACCGAAUCAAAUCGAAUCGAACCGAAUCAAGAUCAGGUCGACUCACAGAACAUAACAGAAACUAAAAUUUAAACGUAAAACUAACUAAUUCAAAACAAAAAGUCAAGAAAAAAACAGAAAAAUCAGAAAAAACAGAAAAAACAGAGAAAAGCGAGCAAGAGCAAGAGUCUGACAAUUGAAGACGUAUUGAACGCAAGACCCCGACUCGAUAUCGGCUAUACAUAGAGCCUUCUUCUCUCGAGGAGGUGCUUUUGUCACACGUUGCUUUUGCGACUGAGAACUGAGCUUAAUAACUAUAAUAUUGAAACAGAAAAAAAACACAAAAAACAAAAAAUAAAGAACAACAACCCCAGCGAUGAUUAUGUGGGAGAUUCUUUCUAAUGACAAAGAUAACGAUAAUGAAUAAUGCAUAACGAUUCACACAUUUUUAACGAUGAUUGUUAAUUGUGACCGUAACGUAAAGUAGAGUAUUGAAAUGUAACCGUAACGUAACAGUUUCCCUAUUCGAAAAAAACAACCAUCUCUUCAAUUCUAAGAUGCAGCAAUAUCAAUUAUUUGUACACAUAAUAAUACACCCUUAGCUACAUAUAUAUGCAUAUAUAUUGAUAUAAUAUAUAUAGAUAAUUAAUAUUAAUUAUUCUCUACCCGGUUGCUUGAGAUAUGCAGCGUUAUUGGAUCAGAGAGACCGGAUUCCAAGCAACCGGGUAUAAAUCACUCUGUAAGCCUUGGAUUACACCACUUGAUUGUAUUUUUAAAUUAAUUCUUAAAAAUUACAAAUUAAGAUCACUCUGUGAACGUGUUCUCGAUGGUGUGCAUCUACGGAUUUGUUUUUGUGUUCUUUUUUCCUGACUCCUGACUCCCGACCCCUGACCUCUGACCCUUGACCCUUAAUCCCUUUUCUCCCUACCGAUAGUAGAUUUAUUAUACUCUAGAUCUUGUGGACCCUCUUCCACCUGACAAGUAACCUUAAAGUAGCGAAUACUAGCGAAAAAGUAGCAAGUAAUUGUGGGGCCUAUUACGAAACUCGAGCAUAGCACCAAUUUAGAACCAGUUAACAACAAACCCUCGAUCAACAAUAAUUUCCUGGCCUUAAGUGGCAACAAAAAAAUGAAAAAAUAAAAAAACAAGUAACCACCCUCAGGUUAAGUUUAACGUUUACAUUAAACUCAAUGAGCGCCUUUAAAACAUCACCAAUUUCCAUGCAAAACAAUCAGUUAACAGCAAUAACUUAACUGACUUUGAAAUCAGCAGAGUUACAAAUAAUUCUAGGGCACAAUUAAGCAACAGUAGGCCACAAGGCAAAACCUAAUUGGACUUAAAGUAGGAUUCCUGUAAUCAGUGGGGAAACAAUUAACCCUCAGGUAGCUAAACAAAUAAACAAACUGGUAAAUAGGGAAUAUUAAGACUAAAUAUUUUAGCAUUUGGCACUUUGACCUUGCUUGUCAGGUGCCUUUGGGCCUUACUACCUUACAAAAAACUCCCAAAUCCCCCUCAAGAAUGAAGAAUACUGCAGAAUAAAGAGAGAUUUCCGACAAAAACAAAAAAUAAAA